AUGGUAUCAAAUGACAUCAAGAAGGCUGCGAUAGUUUGGAUAAGGAGCGAUAUACGCUUGGCCGAUCAUGCGCCCUUGGUGUCAGCUUGCAGCCUUCCCCAGACCUGCUUUGUCCUGCCUGUCUACUGCCUGAGCCCUGCAUUGUUGCAGCCGCGCUGCAACAUUCCAGGACUCAAUGGCAUUCCUGUCCUUGGUCCUCACCGGGGCAGGUUUCUCCUCGAAGCCCUGCAGGCUCUACAGCAGCAGCUUGCUGCACGCGGCUCGAAGCUGCAUUUUGCUGUCAGCAGACCAGCGGAAGAAAUACCUGCACUGGUCAGAGGUCUGGCUGGGCAGGUCUCCCAUGUUGAUCUGUACCACUACCUCCAAAUCGGACGGCACUCAGUUGAGGAAGAGGACGCCGUGGCUGAUGCCUUCCACGCCGCUUGCAAGGAGUCACAGCUGACCUCAGAAGUCCACCACUUCUGGGGUCACACGCUGUACCAUCCUCAUAAUGCUUUGGCAGCUCUGAAGCCGCCCGCCAGAGACUCCAAUUCUCAAUUGGCGGUGGAGAGUCAUGGCUUUGUCCGUGAACCCUUGCCUGCGCCAGAUCAGAUACCGCCAUUCCCUGACAGCAUCCCUAGUGCAGCUCCUCUGCCCAAGAAGGCCAGCACUGACAGAACAGAUGCAGAUGCAAUUGCAGCAUUGCCGUCCAUUAGCGUGGCGCAGGAGGGCAUGCCAGGGGAGGCAAGUGUGUCUAGAAAUGAUUCAGGGGCGGCGGAUGGGAACCUGUCAGCUCCAGCGCCGAUUGACUCCUUCAAGGACACGCGCAUGUUGGCCGGGGGUGUGGACAACAGCGCCAAACUGAGCGCCUACCUGGCGGCCGGGUGCCUGUCGCCGCGCAUGGUCUAUGCAGAGAUACAGAAAGCAAGGAACCAGAGUGGCGGAGACAGCGGGCACUCCUGGCUCAUCAUGCAUCUGAUCAUCAGGCAGGCCCCACCCCUUCAAGCCAGCAUUUCUUUGCCCAGGGAUUUCUUCCUCUUCACAGCACUGAAGGAGGGCGACAAGCUGGAGCGGCCAGAGGGCAUCCGAGGGGAGGCAAGACAGUGGCGGCACUGUGAUGAGGAGUUCCUGCGCUGGUGCCGAGGGCGCACAGGCUUCCCAUUUGUGGAUGCAUGCAUGCGCGAGCUGGCCGCCACCGGCUACAUGAGCAACCGUGGUCGCCAGAACGUGUCCAGCUUCCUGUGCAAGGCGAUGGGGCACAGUUGGCAGGUUGGAGCGGCGCUGUUUGAGACUCUUCUGGUGGACCAUGAUUGGGCGGUAAACACAGUGAACUGGGCCUAUUUUGCCGGUGUGGGCAAUGACCCGCGUGACCGCAUCUUCCGCACUGUGAGUCAGGGAAUGACCUACGAUCCUGAGGCGCAACACAUCAAUAGCUGGGUGCCCGAGCUCAGUAAUCUCCCAGGGGAUUUUGCGCACAGGCCCUGGAAGUUAGAGAAGGGUGCUGCAGAGGCCUGUGGCUUUGACCUAUGCAGGGACUAUGUGCCUCCCUUGCUGGAUGCGUCAACACAGAUUGCGAUAAAUUACGGCAAAAAGUAG
Molecule: messenger RNA, 1575 nt
Organism: Coccomyxa subellipsoidea C-169
Lineage: Eukaryota; Viridiplantae; Chlorophyta; Trebouxiophyceae; Coccomyxaceae
Product: cryptochrome
Exons: 6
Coding region: 1-1575 (524 amino acids)
Biological process (GO): photoreactive repair
Molecular function (GO): FAD binding; DNA binding
Source: RefSeq, a predicted model, not a curated record